Hydra vulgaris (swiftwater hydra) is the source of this 2159-nucleotide messenger RNA. RefSeq names its product ubiquilin-1. Gene Ontology annotation, molecular function: polyubiquitin modification-dependent protein binding. Gene Ontology annotation, biological process: ubiquitin-dependent protein catabolic process. NCBI's taxonomy places the organism in Eukaryota, Metazoa, Cnidaria, Hydrozoa, Anthoathecata, Hydridae. Gene Ontology annotation, cellular component: cytosol. The record is from RefSeq and is a predicted model, not a curated record.
GAAUUCGCUACGGUUUGCGGAUAAAACUUGGUUAUUUUUCUUGAUAAAUUUGCUAAAUCUUUUAAGAUGGCGGAGAAAGUUGAGGAAACUUUUGAGCAGAAUAAAAUAAAAAUAAAUGUUAAAACAGCUACGAAUAAAGAAACUGUUGAAAUUUCUGCUACCGCUACUAUAAAAGAAUUGCGUGAAGCAGUCCAUGUUAAGUUUAAUUCACCCAUUGAAAAGUUGUGUUUGAUAUUUGCUGGAAGAAUACUUAAAGACCAGGAUACUCUUAAAUCAGAAGGAAUUCACGAUGGAACAACUAUUCAUCUUGUUAUAAAAAAGGAUAUAAAGACCGAAGACCAACCUCCUAACCAAUCCACACCUGUUGUAACAGCACCAUCUAGACCUUCGCCUGCUCCAACUCCAAACCCGAUAAAUUCAAGGUUGCCAAUUUUUGAAGGACUUGGUGGAGUAGGUAACAUGCAACAACAGAUGGCCCAACAGAUGAUGAACAAUCCUGAAAUGUUGCGUCAAGCUUUAGACACUCCAUUAUUUCAGAGUAUUUCAUCCAAUCCUGACCUUUUGCGAUCUAUUAUAAUGUCUAAUCCUGAAAUGCAAAACUUAAUAGAGCAUAAUCCUGAAAUCUCUCAUCUUUUAAAUAAUCCAGACAUAAUGAGACAGACAGUAGAAAUGAUGCGCAAUCCUUCAAUGAUGCAAGAGAUGAUGAGAAAUCAAGAUCGUGCUAUGAGCAACCUAGAGAGUAUACCUGGUGGAUUUAAUGCUUUGCGGCGAUUAUAUACUGAUGUGCAAGAGCCAAUGAUGAAUGCUGCAGAUGAACAAAUAAGAGGCCAGUUUGGUCAAAAUCCAUCUUCAACCAGUACAACUCAUAUAUCUAAUCCUCAGCUCGGUACAGAAAAUUUAGACCCGUUACCUGACCCAUGGAAUCCAAAUUCUCGCCCCUCAAAUCCUCCAUCUUCAAGAAAUACUGCUGCGAUUAAUCCUUUUAAUUUAUUUAGUGCAAAUGCUAAUUCAUCGUCGACUCCAGGAUCUAAUGGAAAUAUGGCAAGUCUUUUAUCACAAGUACCUAAUCCUGAACUUACCUCAAGCAUGAUGGAGUCACCAAUAAUGCAACAAAUGAUGAAUCAAAUGAUGAGUGAUCCCAACAUAAUGUCAUCGGUUUUACAGAUGAAUCCAAUGUAUGCAAAUAAUCCGGAAUUGGCCAAUCAAGUUUCACAGCAACUUCCACAAAUUAUGGAAAUGAUGCAAAAUCCUCAAACAAGAGCAGCCUUUACUAAUCCCAGAGUUCUUCAAGCUAUCCAACAAAUUCAAACAGGAAUCGCAACUUUACAAGCAGAAGCUCCUCAACUUAUGCCGAUUUUUAAUCUUCCAUCAAAUUUAAAUGGCACGCCAUCGAUGCCAGCUAACAAUGCUUCUUUAAACCAGUUGUUUGGUCAGCUUAUGACAAAUAUGGGGACCACACCAGGGGAAUCGAAUUUAACUCCUGAGCAACGUUAUCAAACUCAAUUGGACCAGUUAGCUUCUAUGGGGUUCCUGGAUAGAGCUGCAAACAUUCGUGCUCUUACCAACACUGGAGGUGAUGUAAAUGCAGCCAUCGAAAGACUGAUUGGUGGAUCUUAGCUUUUUUAUGAAAGUGGUUGAAAAGAUAUUUUUCAGAAAAUUUUAAAAAUAUUUUUACAUCAUAAAAAAUGUUUUCUUCACAUAAGUUCAUAAAUAAAAAAUGUAUUAUUGAAAAGAAAAAAAAUUUAAUGCAAAUGUUUUUUUUUGUUUUUGUUUUUUUUUUUAAGUUUUUUCUUUUUAAACUAUUUCUUUAUAAGUUAUCUUCAUUAAUUUUGAAUUUAAGAAAACUUGGUUGAAUCUUAAUGUGCUCUUCUUUUAAUUAAGCUAUGUUUCUUUUAUUGUUUGGUUUAAUUAAACUAUGUUUCUUUUAUUGCUUGGUUUAUAUGCUAUCAUUAAAGAGGUCGAUAUUUAUUUUUAAAUGUAAAUGUAUGCAAUGAUUGUUUCUAAUUAUUUUUUUAUUCCAACUUAUUAUUUAAAUUUUGUGAUAAUUUUAUUCAUUAAAAUAAAAAUUCUGAAAUUUACUGAAUGAGGAAUAUUUUUAAGUGUGUCCUAUCUGUAUAUAUCUCAGAACAAUAGAUGAGUGUUUUUGUUUGCUUUUUGUU